Messenger RNA from Stylophora pistillata, 1630 nucleotides. RefSeq lists its product as uncharacterized. The record is from RefSeq and is a predicted model, not a curated record. Lineage: Eukaryota; Metazoa; Cnidaria; Anthozoa; Scleractinia; Pocilloporidae.
AUGGCAGCUGACUCUGGGAGUGAAUCCAGCAGUGACAGUGAAGCUGAAGAUUCAGUAGAUGAUGAUGUUAUAGUAACCAAUGUUGUUAAAUGUGACAUUAACAAGCAAGCUCCUCUUGCAAAUCUUACAACAUCUGACUACCAAAUUAUUUUAAACCCAACUGGUUGGCUCACUGGUGACAUUGUACAAAAAGCUCAGAUGGAAUCAAUACCAAAUUUGAACAAUGGGAUAUUGUCUGGUGGUGGUCCAACUGACAUUGAGCUGGGACAGCUGGGACAACUGGGACAGCUGGGACAGCUGGGACAACUGGGACAACUGGGACCUGAACUGGGACACUUGGGACAACCGGGACAACUGAUACCUGUGGGACCAGCACUGGGAUACUUGGGACAACUGGGACAGCUGGGACAACUGGGACAACCGGGACAACCGGGACAACCAGGAAAACCGGGACAACUGGUACACUUUGCCUACUGUUACAUGAAUCGAAAUUGCGUGCCGCUGGAUUUUAAAACCGUGGACUCUCGAACUAUUACUACAAGGUUUAACAGAGAGACUGGAUGGUUUGCCAACAGGUGUUGUGGUAGACAACUGUUGCACUGUACGCAAGAAACUACAGGGAGUAUUUGGAGAGAAUACUGUUGUCAAACUGGACAUUUUCAUGCAAUUCAGCGAAUUGUGACAAAAAUACCAAAGCGGUCUGGAAACAAGAUACUGAAGAGCUUGAGAAGGGCCUUACUUAAGGACUUGCGGCUGUGUUUUCGACAGGAGAGUGACUAUGGUAGUAAAAGAGUGAAACCCACUCCUUCUAGUAAAACUAUGGAAGCAAAUUUACUUAAGUUUUUAUUGUGCUCAGAUUCUUAUGAACAACUAGAUGGAAUUUUAGAGAACUAUGUUUUUGUUAGAAUUCUAGUUAGCAGUGAUGGAAAUUGCUGCUGUGCUUCAAUUUCAUUUGGAAUAGAACCGUUUUUAUUAGAUAAAAGUAACACAUCCCUUUGUAGCCACCUAUUCAAAUUAGGAUUAUUCCAGGGACAAAGCAGUGAAGAGAGAGUUAAUUUGUUACGUUCCCGGGUGGUUCAGGAGUGGCUAGGGGACAACAGUCAUGAGUAUACCAGCUUUCUUACAAACACAGAAGAAAGUUUAUUUGAAGAUAUGGCAAAGAAUUUUCUUGAGUCUGGAUUUUUUGACUGUGAACUUGGGAACAGUGUACCUCUUGCACUUUGUAAUGUACUUAAAUGUCCCAUUGUGCUAUUUACAUCAGUCAUUGACUACCCAAUCCUUCCACUUGUACCACAAAUAGAAAUAUUAUCAACCAUUCCUAUUCGUGCAGCAUAUAUUCGAUCAGGAAGUGGACAUUAUGAUGCUGUAGCUUCAUGCAACAAUGGACAAAAGGACAGUCUCUGUAAUUCAGAAAAAAUGCUAACAGAUAAUGAACACCAGCCUGAUAAACAUUUAACUGCUUGUAGUUGUGGACGUGGCCAUUCAACAAACAAAAAUAAAAUUUCUUGCAAGGAAUUCAAGUCUAGGUGUAAAUGUUAUCAAAGCUUGAAGGGAUGCUGUGAAAAGUGUUGCUGUAUAAACUGUGAAAAUCCAUAUGGUACAAGGGAGUAUAAAGGUUCAAAUCAGGGAG